Molecule: messenger RNA, 3147 nt
Organism: Folsomia candida
Lineage: Eukaryota; Metazoa; Arthropoda; Collembola; Entomobryomorpha; Isotomidae
Product: homeobox protein engrailed-2
Exons: 7
Coding region: 784-2430 (548 amino acids)
Biological process (GO): regulation of transcription by RNA polymerase II; neuron differentiation; multicellular organism development
Cellular component (GO): nucleus
Molecular function (GO): RNA polymerase II cis-regulatory region sequence-specific DNA binding; DNA-binding transcription factor activity, RNA polymerase II-specific
Source: RefSeq, a predicted model, not a curated record
UAAGAGCUGUGUGUGAGCAAAGGGAACACCAUAACACUCGUUAUUACCACUCUAGUCUUAAUUCACUCUUACUCUGGCAAGUAAGUAGGCAAAUAAACACGUACAUAUCCAUCCACCACGUAGAUGAUAGCUCGCAUAAAGGAGGAAAUUGUUCAAGGGGUAUCCCUCAACAGUGAGAAGCUUCAUUUCAUCUUCAUUUCAUUACUCGGGCUUAACUCCAAUCUUCAAUUCAAUUACGAGUCAUUAUCAUUAAAUAUCUGAGCGAGGGAGGUUGUUUUGUUGGAGUGAGGAUUAUUGGACGAGUGCAAAUUGUUGAUUGCUUUUGUGGGAGAGAAGAGAAGUAAUAACAAUAAAAUAAAAUAAGGAUUAAAUUGCCCAUUAAGUUAUACACACACACAUUCAACAUUGAGAACUUACACGGUUUGCUUGCUUACCACUUGGUUGGGUGCCGGUCAGUGUGUACAUAAUUUGUAAGAACGGGUUGUCGUUAAAGGAUUUUCUUACCGCUGCUACAUACGAUUCAUCGUCAGACUGACUGGAAUAAAGAAUCUGCGGGUUACAAUUUUAUGAUAUAAAGUGAUAAUUAAUAUGUGAUUAGAAUAAAUGGGGACGCAGAGGAGAUAAAUAGUUUGCAGAGUGGUGCAUGGUGGUCGUGUUAAUGGGCUGUUUAUUACCGGAACAAAGCUGUGAACUUUGUAAUAAAUUGAAAUUAUUUUUUUAAAACGGAUUUUUUAAAGAAGACUGAAUUUUUUGUAGUGAUGUGACACCUAAUUUAUUAUUAUUAUGUACUGUUCACCCUCCUCCUCAUCGUCGCUGCAGUAUUCCGCAUUUUCAUCCCCCGUGUCACACCCCUUGCUGAAAUUGAUGAGUUUAUCUGCCACACUGCCCCCACCAUCGUCGUCGUCGUCACCCUCGUCCACGUUAUCCAGCUACGAGGCCAUGCUGCUCAAAGGUGGUGGGCACCAGUCCCCCGUCCCCAUUCCCAGUCCGAACAAUGCCCAGCACCCCGAAUCCCCCAAGAGCAGUGCGGCCACCCAGAACGGAGGUGGUGGUGACCAUCACACGUCGUCAUCCUCCUCGUCAACGUCGUCAUACACAUCAUCCCUCACUAAUAAUAACAAUAAUAACACCACCCUCAAGGAAGAUCUCGUCUCGUCCCCUCCCCCACAAAGUAAAGAUGACGAUGCCGACGAGGUCCUCAGCAUCGGGGGCAACGACGAAGCCGACACGACCACGACGGACGAAGUUGUCACCGUCGUGGACAUGGAAGACGGCGAGAAAACAAUCCUCCUCGAUGGCGAGGAAGACGACAAUGAUGAUGACACUUUCUCUCAAAAGUCUCACAUUUCCCAGACAUCCUCCCUCCCUGCGUCGUCCUCCUCCUCCUCGUCGACGACGGGGGGUCGGGUGAGAAAGUACUCGAGUGAGGACUGCUUCUCAAUUAAGUCGCUCUGUUCCCCGGCGAAUAAUCACAACGCAAUUUGUAACGGGUCGCCACCGGAGGAAAUCUUGCGACGGACCUCGUCCUCCCUGCUUUUCUCCAUUGCCAACAUUUUAAGACCCGACUUUGGGUCGAGUCCUAGUCCUUUCGUCCCUCAGAAGAGGAGUACUAAGUCACCCCCACGACCCCACUAUCUGGGUGGGGCGGCGGCAGAGUUAUACAAACCGUACGGUUUUCUGGGGGGACACAACACGAAUCCGAUCGACUUGUCGAGAAGUCAGGCUUCGUACCCCGGUUUGCUGGAUAAGAUCUCAUCCUCAUCACCUCCAGAGCCUGGGACGAAGCGGAGCAGUAGUUAUCAGCAUCAUCACAAGAGUAAAAAGUCGCACGGGAACAGUGGUGGUGACCGGGACAGGAUUAAGUCCAUGGGACAACAGUCACAUAACAACCCGCAUAGCAAAAGUAAUCAUAUCAAGUCAAGUAAUUUAUCGGGUGCGGGAGGGACGACGACGACGAAUAGUUCUAGUAAAUCACCAGGCCUGACACCCUUGCCAAAUCCGAAGGAAAAGAAGGGUGAUUCGGCAGGAAAUAAUGGACAAACGUUGUGGCCGGCUUGGGUGUACUGCACGAGAUACAGCGAUCGACCAUCAUCAGGAAGAAGUCCGCGCGCGAGGAGGGAGCGGAAGAGCAAGGAGAAGGAGGUGGACGAGAAGCGGCCAAGGACAGCCUUCACCGCAGAACAGUUGUCCCGACUAAAGAAAGAGUUUGACGAAAAUCGCUACCUCACGGAAAAAAGGAGACAAGAUCUCGCCAGAGAGUUGAGACUUCACGAAAAUCAGAUCAAGAUUUGGUUCCAGAAUAAGCGAGCCAAGCUGAAGAAAGCGAGCGGAACUCGGGGAGGAUUAGCCUUGCAAUUAAUGGCUCAAGGACUGUACAAUCAUUCAACCAUCCCAAAAAGUGGGGGCGAGGAAGACGAUUCCGACGAGUAGAGAAACAAACUUUUACUGGUAAUUAAUUUAAUCCGGCAAAAAAAAAUUCUCUCAAGUCUGGCAAGAUUUGCAUGAAAAUUUUCAAAAUUGUAUAUUUAUUCCCGUCAGUUUAUUUAAAAAACUACGCUGUGAAAUACCGUGUAAGAUAAAAUAGCUUAGAAAAGCCUCACCCAAACCACAUCCACCCAAUAAUCUCAUUUUUUAGUUCCUACAUCAUAAUUACACAUAUGUAAAUCCAUCGUGACCGCAAUAUAGUAUUAGAAAAACAGGUGUAUCAUAUCAUGUGUGAUGAUAAGUCGCUCUUACAAUUAGUUAAUUAAAUUUGAUGAAAAUGUUACAAAUAACUUAACUUAUGUCAUGAAUGUGGUGAGUAGAAGCUCAACAUAAUAUUUGCAAUGUUCGAUUGGAUGCAAUACUAGAGACGAAUACAUCGUAGGAAUCUUGUACCAAUAUUAAAGUAGGCUAACUAAACAUGUACUGUAGAACUGCCCAAACAUUAAUUAUUAUAAUUAUUAAUAAUUACAAUAAUACAUACAUACAACGCAGAAAGAAAAAAAGUCGUACAAAUAAAUGACAAAUUUAUUAACUCUUAUUUCUAAUUGGGGCAGACUAAUAACCAUUUUAUGUUAAUAACGUUUGACGAAGAAAAGAAAAGACCGAGUAGAAAUGGCGAAUCGGAAAAGCGAAAGAAAUAAUAAAGUCAUUUUUAAGAAUAUA